Messenger RNA from Aspergillus affinis, 1050 nucleotides. RefSeq names its product zinc-dependent alcohol dehydrogenase family protein. Gene Ontology annotation, molecular function: oxidoreductase activity. The transcript is spliced from 3 exons. NCBI's taxonomy places the organism in Eukaryota, Fungi, Ascomycota, Eurotiomycetes, Eurotiales, Aspergillaceae. The record is from RefSeq and is a predicted model, not a curated record. Bases 1 to 1050 code for a protein of 349 amino acids.
AUGGCUUCCUCAAGCAAGGCGUGGAUUCUGACGGGCCAGGAGGGACCGCAAAGUCUCAAAUUUGUUGAGAACCAGGAGUUGCCACCUCUCGGGGAUCAUGACGUGCGCGUCAAGAUUCAAGCGGCAUCUUUAAACUACCGCGAUAUCGCUAUUGCGAAGGGCACAUAUGGUCUAACCAUCGAACCAAAUGUCGUACCCGGCUCCGACGGCGCCGGAGUGGUUGAAGCCGUCGGCUCGUCCGUGAAUAAAUUCCAACCAGGCGAUCAUGUUUGCACGCACAUGACAUCCGGCAUGACCGAGAACGCCCCUGCGACGUUUGCCGACAUUGGCGGUGGACUUGGACAGCGAAUUGAUGGGACCCUUCGCACACAUGGCGUGUUUCACGAUACAUCUUUGGUCAAGAUGCCGAGGAAUCUCAGCUUUGAUGAGGCGGCAACGCUUACAUGCUCUGCUUUGACUGCGUGGAACGGAUUGUUUGGAAUUGAAGGCAGGGAGCCAAAGAAAGGCCAUGUGGUUUUGGUCCAGGGUACGGGAGGUGUCUCUAUCGCGGCGUUACAGUUUGCUCUCGCAGCAGGCGCAACCGUUACAGCAACCACAAGCUCAGAUGAGAAGGCUGCUAGACUGCGGUCGUUAGGAGCGCAGCACGUCAUCAAUUAUAAAAUAACCCCUAACUGGGGCGAAGAAGCUAAGAGAGUCACGCCAGAUGGAAAAGGUGUACACACAGUUAUUGACGUAGGAGGUUUAUCCACACUGCGUCAGUCUCUACAUGCUGUUCGCCCGGAAGGUAUGAUUGCUUUGACAGGCCUGCUCGGCCAAGCCCCGGAUGGUGAUAUCCCGAAUAUCAUGGAUGGUCUUUUACAUCUGUGCACGACCCGAGGGCUCCUCUUGGGGACAAGAGCCCAAUUUGAGGCUAUGAACCAGUUCCUUGAGGAGAAGAAUGUUAAGCCAGUGUUGGAUGACAAGGUGUUUCCUUUGCAGGAGACGAAAGAAGCUUUUGAGUACAUGUCUCAGCAACAUCAUUUUUCGAAAAUUGUCAUUCACAUUUCAUGA